This is a messenger RNA of Aspergillus japonicus CBS 114.51, 1014 nucleotides long. RefSeq names its product putative ubiquitin-conjugating enzyme. Bases 1 to 1014 code for a protein of 337 amino acids. The transcript is spliced from 4 exons. NCBI's taxonomy places the organism in Eukaryota, Fungi, Ascomycota, Eurotiomycetes, Eurotiales, Aspergillaceae. The record is from RefSeq and is a predicted model, not a curated record.
AUGUCGACAACCCGUUUACCUAGCAUUCCAUCCCUUCGAAAACAGCAGCUUCUUCUGGAAUUUGCGAGCUUGCAACAUGCAGCCCCUCCGGGCACCUACGUGAGCCUCAGUCCCGGUGAUCCAACGCUCUGGUCUGGUGUUAUCUUUGUUCGCGCUGGUCCCUAUGCCUCCGCUGUCCUCCGUUUCCAGAUCCGCUUCCCUGACUCCUAUCCCGACAUGCCGCCCAUGGUCAACUUCGCGACCGACGUCUUUCACCCCCUGGUCGUGCCCCUGACCACCUACACCUUCAGCACCGGUGCCUCGAACGAAGAUCCAGUCAGCGCCACCGACGAUGAACGCUUACCCCCCGGCGGAUUUAGUUUACGACACGGGUUCCCGCACUGGUUUGGUCGGGCCAAACGAGGCGGUUUCAACCCGUCAACAGCUCCAUCCAUCAAAGCCGUGAGCGUGCGCAACUCGACCAUUAGCACCAAUUCAGGCGGAGGAAGGAGACCUGAUACGCCGACCAGCAAAGAGCCCAUACUCGACCAAGACCAGACGACCCCCACCUCGCCCACGACGGAAGAGACCGACCCCACUUCUCCGAUAGUAGACCGACGUUUCUCGGAACCGAGGAAAACCGUCCCGGUAGCAGUCCUUUUCGACUAUAUCCGCUCGACAUUCGACGAUGCGACGGUUCUGGAUUCCUUACCGUUGGAGGCGGCCGCGAACCCGAGCGCGUGGCAUGCGUGGAAGGCACACCAGAGGGGCAACGAUGGCGCUACGGCUACCUCAUCGGAGGGGAUGAAGAAGGCUGGAAGUCCGCAAGCCAGAGCCCCUGGGGACUGGCAUUGGGAUGGGAUAUGGGUGAGACGGGUGCAGAGUGAGAUUGAGGCUAGUAUUUCGGAUUCAACCCUGUAUGGCACUACGCGCGGAGGGGCGGAUGAGACGAUUCGAUUCACCCGUCUGGACAGGGCUACGCUCGCAUCGGUGAAGGAGAAAAUCAACCCACGAACGGAGGGGAUGCAUCAAUAA